Molecule: messenger RNA, 1096 nt
Organism: Lasiosphaeria miniovina
Lineage: Eukaryota; Fungi; Ascomycota; Sordariomycetes; Sordariales; Lasiosphaeriaceae
Exons: 2
Coding region: 270-1022 (250 amino acids)
Source: RefSeq, a predicted model, not a curated record
AUCACACAUAGCACCACACAGCGUGUGCCCAUUCGGCCUCCCCCGCCUAAAUUCGUGGUUGGACAGAUAUUCGCCUGAUUUCCACCAUCAAAAAUCACCACCACCCACCCAUCUCAGUAACCGCCGCGCCACAUCCUCUCCGAGAGGAGCGACUAGACAUUGAAUUCCGUCUUUACCGGGCCUGUCAUUGAGCGGAUCCGAACACUUUUUUGCCCUUUGAUUUUUUGUUUUCCUUGCGCCGCGGCGCUACUCCUCCCAAAACGGUGAGGAUGAGCUAUCAGCGACCCCUCCGCGGCAGCUGCCACUGCGGCCGUAAUCGUUACAUCAUCCAAUUUCCCAAGGACACUGUCCAAUCCGCUGAGGUUCUCUUCAACUCGGUCCCUUCUCACCGUGUCUUACAAGCGUCCCCGCUCGCGGCGUUUCUGCGGGUGCCGCUGCAAUGGUACCACAGCACGACGCUAGCCUUCUACCCGGACGAGACGAGCUCCAUGAUCCACCGCGUGUACACCUCGCCGCAUGAGCAGCACGCGAUGCGGCACUUCUGCGGCUUCUGCGGCACGCCGCUGUCGUACUGGUCCGAGGAGCCGCGCAGCGAGGCCGACUUCAUCCAGCUGACCCUAGGCAGCCUGCUGCCCGAGGACCUGGCCGAUCUGGGCGAGUUUGGCUUCCUGUCGGAGCCCGACGACGACGACGAUGCGCAGGCGGCAGCCGGGAAGAUGAUCAUCUCGCCGCGCAUCAUGAGCCCGAGGGACACGGACAUGGGCAUGCAGGACGACGUCGUCGGCUUCACCAGCGCCGGUCGCCAGGUGGUCGGCGCCCUGCCGUGGUUCGACAAGCUCACGGCGGGCAGCCGGCUCGGCACGCUCCGCGCCCACAAGGGCUACGGAGGAAACCAGAACGGAACCGUCAGGGUGGAGUGGGAGAUUGUCGAGUGGACACCGGAUGAUGACGCAACCUCGUCCGGCCGAAACAGCAAGCGCAAGCUCGACGACGUCAGUGCCAUGGAGGACGUCCAGCAGUAGAAGACCGAGCCACGCUGUCUGUUGGCGAGGGUGAUCUUUCCACGAGGAUAGAGUUGAGGGUUUAUGGGCUCAUA